GAGCACGCCUGUCUAAAGAGAAAGCAAGACUGCACUGAACAAUCAGAGCUGGGACCACAGUAACUUCAGGACACAGCACUGACAGGGGCACUGAAAGCUUUGUGUCCCAGGAAAGCAGCUCCAGCAGCCUCCCAGCUCUUGCUCCUCUCCGGCACAGGCAUGUCCCUGUCUCCCCGCAGCCUGGCAUCUUUAGCAUUCUCCCCUCAUUGCCACUGAGCAAUUGUAGCCGCUAAAAGGAGCUGAUCACAGCAGCUUUUCACUGCAUCGCUGCUGCUUUUCCCCACUUCUGAAUCAUUUCCCCAGAGGGUUCAGCAACUCCGGGUGCCUGUAGGAUAAGGAAUCGUCCUCUGGGAAGUGACAGGAUUUCCCGUGAAGCCGGAGCGGAGUGGGAGUGCACCUGGGAGCUGGCUCCUUGCUGCUAGAACAAGAAGUGGGGACUCUUUGCUUGCUUCCCCCAAGAGAUAUUUUUUUCCCUUCCUUUUCCAGUUAAUUUGAAUGAAAGAGCAAGUGACUGAAACCACCUGGCUCCCACCCUCCUCUCCUGGUUCUUCUUUGCAGCGGCUCCUUUUUCCCCUGGCUCCUGAGAGACAAUGGAGCUUUUCAAGCUGAGCCUGAGUUGUAUCUGCCUCCUGCCUUGGCUACAGGUAUCGGAGGGGCAAAGCUUCCUCAUAAAGAACAUCCGGUUGGAAAAAUGCAUUCACAUCACCCACCAUGAGAGCACCGGGAUUGGCCUGGCUGAUUGCAAGCUCCACUCUCAGCAGCAGCAGUGGAGCUGGGACCCCAGCACCAAGUCCAUUGUCAGCCUUAAAACCAAACAAUGCCUGACUGUCCGCAAGCCGCAGGACUUUGCACUGGCCAGGCUGGAGCCGUGUGGGGACAGGGAGCAUCAGGCCUGGGCUUGCAGCAAGAAGGGUCACUUGACCUUGCAAGGUCUGGGCUUGCACCUCAAUACAAAGCAAGGAAGUCACAAGGUCUUUGUGUCAAAGGAGAAGGACAAGUUCAGCAAGUGGAAGACCCUGACGGAUGAACCCAUCUGUGCCGUUGGCCUGAUGGCGGUUCCUGGGCUGGCUGACCCGAUCCAGAGCACUGCCAGCGGGCUGCUGUGGCCUCACGAAACUAAAAUCAUCAGUUCUUCACCAAAGAUCCUUGUCCCCUCGAGGGCUUUUCCUAUGGAGUCUGCUACCCCAAGUCUGGCCAAUAACCUGAACAGCACAGUCUCUGCACUGGAGAGCAAACCGAUGCAUUUAAAAAAGAAGGAUGAGGGGCAAAGAGGGAAGCAGCACGGCCACCGAGGGAAAGCGGCUGGACCUCGGCAAGGAGGCACCAACUGGAAGACGGCCAUGCUGGUCCUCAGCCCCUUAGCUUUUAUACUGGGGCUAAUUAUACUGAUGCUGAAUGUCCAUUAUAACAAGAAGAAGAAGAUCCUCAACGCAUUGAAGCCCUACCCAGAGGACAGCAGUACAGCGGACUCAAAAGAGCGAUCUUCAUGUUUGGGGCCAGCAGGCACGCGGCAGCACAAUGUUCCAGCCUCUCGCUCCCCUUCCUUGAGGCAUGGGGAGAUCCUGAUCGAGUGGAAGGAUGGGACCGUCACUCCUCUUUUUGACCAUGCCGAAUAUCAAAUAGAUUAACUGAAAUAAUGGAGACAACAACGAUGCCCUCCAAUAAGAAAUUCCCACUGGGAAUAAUUCAUCCUUUAGUGAAUUGUCUCAAUAGCUUAAAGGUUUUGAUAGGAAACAGUUAAAAAAACAACCCUGUUUUGAACACUUGGAGAACCAUCACAAUGUGGCACAAAGCUGUAGCAAGCAGAGCAGACUGUGCUGCUGCUUUAGAUGCACGCUGCUUAGGUUAUCCAAGGGUUCACAUUUAAUCUGCAAAGAGACCUAGAGACAAUAAAAAUGAACCCAAGUGCCUUGCUAGGAGCCACUGCCCUGAGCCUUCACCACUGAUCCCACAAGCACAUUCUUCCUCCAAACCAGCCAUAAUGGUGAAAAAGCAAAUCCUAGCAGGCUUUGAUUUUGCUCAUAAGUGCUAAACUGGAUCCCCUGACCUGUUUAAGGGCACUAAAUUUCCUAUUCCUUGGCUGGCAGCCUCAGUCUUUAUCUUUGAUCUCCUGCAGCUAUGCGGAGGGCUCAAUGAAUGUGCACUGCUUGUACAUAAACAGGUGUAGGAUAUGAUACACUCAGUUUUGGAGGAAGGGGAUCCUCCACUUCCCCUCUCUACUUCCCCUCUCAUUAUCAUUCAUUAUACUUAAUCUUGACCCUUGUUCAAUGGAAUUAGCAGGGUUUUAGUUCCCUUCUAGCAUCCACAGAUGUACGCUGAUGUGUCCUUUCCUUUCUCCUUUGACGCCAUGUCAGCAUGAAGCGUCCUGUGGAGCACACCAGGGGUAAAAACGCUGGCAGACGAGAGGUUCCAGUAAGUCAUGUCAGUUUAUUGUUCAGCAGCAUCAAAAGGAUUAUUUCCUCACUCAGACUUGGAUGCCACUUUUCACUUUGCCUGGGAAAUGUUAUUACGGGGCCUUUGUGUUGCUUGGAUUGACUGUUCUGCAGCUUGAUUCACUCAGGCUGUCUCAUAAGACGUGAACAAAGGGACACUGGAAGGUAAAACUAUCAAACGGAUAUUUCUUACGUAUAACUCGUUCUUAGCAGGUGAAACUCAUUGCCACGAGGUAUCGCUGCAGCUAGUACCUUAAUAGGACUCAGGAACAUGUUAAACAUCAAUAAAAUAGAAAUCAGAACCCUUCCAGUUCAGGGUAUAGGAUUGGAAGGGGAAACAAACAUUUGCUUGGAGCAGAUUAUUCCAUACUUAUGUACUACAAGGGUUUGUACACCCGCCGAUGAAGCAUCUAGCAUUGAGAGCUAGGAUACUGGGUCAGACUGCUGAUCAGGCAGGAGCUGUGUUUCUAAAGGAGGGUUUCCUUGUCGCUGACCCACGGGUACAAGCUGGCAUUCACAUUUCAACCAGAACGCUCAACCUUUGAAAAAACUUCUGCCGAGACAUGUGCUGGGAUGCAACAUUUAGCACCUAUUUUAGAGUCAAGCUGUCAAGUGUCCGAGCAUCAGGUCCCCCACAGGAUCAGCGAGGACACUGGUUACGUGCACAGAUCCGAGGCAAUUGCGUGUGCCCGCGCUGAGGCCUGUGUGAGUGCACCUCAGAUGCCUGCACGUGAAAGCCGGGCCCUGGAUGCACAACAUUAACUUGCAAUUCUAUAGCCCUUUUCAUCCCCCCCAAAUCCUCAUGCAGUUAAUGAAUGCACAAAUUCAGUGCCAUUCAAAUGCAGAUAUCCACUUUGGGUUCAGCUAAUACAGUGCUUUCUGUGUUGGCCACUGUCUGCUCGUUACGGCUGACUGGGUAGAAUGGAUUACUUGAUAAUGGCUCUGUAUCCUUGCUUAGAGUCUUGCCUGUACACGCGAACAAAGCAAUACUAUUGUUUACAUAGCACUGAUUGAAUGGUAGCUGAGAAUAAUAAUGACAAAAUAUGACUGUGAAGCAGCACAAGUUUGUAGGUAGAUUCUCGCUUGUAUUGGUUGACUAGUUUAAUCUUUCUCUCUGUUUUAUUGUUCCAAAUGUUACUAAUGCGCUCUUUGUCCACCACUCCCUGUCAAUACCCCAAUGCAAGUGGGUUUGAACACUGUGCAUAAUAAAACCGACGCUAAACAAAAAUAUGGAGAUGCUGAAAUUAUUUCCU
Messenger RNA from Alligator mississippiensis (American alligator), 3685 nucleotides. RefSeq lists its product as uncharacterized. The transcript has 6 exons. NCBI's taxonomy places the organism in Eukaryota, Metazoa, Chordata, Crocodylia, Alligatoridae. Bases 591 to 1628 code for a protein of 345 amino acids. The record is from RefSeq and is a predicted model, not a curated record.